CUUUUUCUCUUGCUUGCAGCACGCAGGCGUUCGUCUCCAACUCUCUCCACGGGCCACACGUCUCUCCCCACCCCACCAUCUCCUCUCUUGGACAGGACGCGCCCAGCCGACGCCACGCUUCUCGAUUGUCUGGCAAAAGACGCUCGAUUACGAUCCAAGCACGUUUUGGAAUCUCCUUAAGAAGAACAAGUUGGACUUGCAAAGGUGGAUAGCUGGUCCAGUAGGGCUGGCUUCGAAACAUCAACCACGGCUCCAAGGAUAGGAUCCCGUACUACACUAAGAAGGGGACGACAAUGUGCCCAGUGCUUUCCUAAGUUUCUACUUGCCUCCCCUUCUUUUCACGGUGGUCGUGGUGCCCUCCCAUCUGCAGGGGGGCAUCCUUCUGAUUUGACCUACCUUGCCGGCGGUGGUGCUGCUGAAGCUUGAAUUAGGAUUGUUAGUAUUGUAGAUAUUCAGUUAGUGUUACGGAUAUUAAGCAUCAUAACUAUGGUGUCGGCCACCAAAGUAGAAGGUGAAUAUUCGUUUCUGAGCAAGAACUCUCAUCUGGAUCAAUCUGAAGGUGUGAAGACACAUCUUUAUCAUUUCGGUGCAGAACAUGGAAAUGAUGACCUUAAAAGCACUGCAUGUCCUGAACAGGGCCCAAGCUUGCUUGAUACAAUCCUUCUUUCUCAGUGGGAUAAUUUUGCUUGGAAGGGCCACUUGGACUAUGAUGUUACAGCUUGCCAACUUAAGGUCAUUGAAGGUGGAAUUAAUUUUGUGGGUCAGCUGAACAAUAAAUGGAAUUCAUUUUCACUGAAGGAAUACGACAAGCUUUUUGAGUCUUUCAGAUGCUCGAAGCCAAAUAGUAUGAAGAGUUAUGAGGGGUUGCUUUUAUGCGUUGCACAAGGAGAAAAUGAUAGACCUGAGGUUGCUCCUUCGGCAUCACCACCAAAGGAUGGAUUACUCCUGAUUGCAAAUGCAUAUCCUGUUGAAUAUGGUCAUAUCUUCUUGGUUCCAGCUGCAGUCAACCAACUAUCUUGCUAUUGGGAUAAAAGGAUGUUUGGACUGGCUACAAAGAUUGCCUCUGAAGUAAAUAAUGCGGCCUUCAGGGUUUUCUUUGACAGUAGAACACAUGUAGUGUCAGAUCACAUGUUUUUUCAGGCUUGCUACUUUCCAAACCCUCUGCCAGUGGAGUCUGCCUCCACUGUCGUGUUAUAUGAAUAUGGUGGAAAUGCCAGAUCUGACAUUAUUGUGUCUGAAACAGUUGGCUACCCCCUAAAAGCUAUUGUGUUCACCAGCAACAACCUAAAAGCACUUGUCAAUGUUGUCAGUGAAAUAUGUUUUUCUCUGCAUGACAACACUACUGCAUACAGCCUGCUGAUUUCCAAUAAUGGCACAAAGGUUUUCUUGUUUCCACAGGUUAAAAAUCUGGUUACUGGCUGCUCUCUGUCUACCUGGGAGUGUGGUGGCUACUUCAUUUACCACACCAAGUUUGAAUUCGACAAUGCUUCUGAGACUGAAAUUUCAAAGAGAAUGGCCUCAGUGUCACUCCAGGACAGCGCCUUUGAAGACCUGAAGCAUCUUUGUUGUGCUAUUGCCCAUGAUCUUGUUAAGUAAGCUGAUGCAGAAUGUAACUACAGAGAUGAACAAUGUCUGUGAACCGCUUCAUUUGUUGUGUUUAGCGAUUUGUCUAUAUAACCACUGUGGAACUAUGUCUGAACAUCAGGAUUGAUCAAUAAAGUUUGCUGUUUUCCUUAAAAAAAAA
Molecule: messenger RNA, 1744 nt
Organism: Panicum hallii
Lineage: Eukaryota; Viridiplantae; Streptophyta; Magnoliopsida; Poales; Poaceae
Product: GDP-L-galactose phosphorylase 1-like
Exons: 8
Coding region: 487-1596 (369 amino acids)
Biological process (GO): glucose metabolic process
Cellular component (GO): cytoplasm
Molecular function (GO): GDP-D-glucose phosphorylase activity
Source: RefSeq, a predicted model, not a curated record